Messenger RNA from Girardinichthys multiradiatus, 1612 nucleotides. RefSeq names its product chromosome 12 C2orf68 homolog (gene c12h2orf68). Bases 299 to 793 code for a protein of 164 amino acids. Lineage: Eukaryota; Metazoa; Chordata; Actinopteri; Cyprinodontiformes; Goodeidae. The transcript has 4 exons. The record is from RefSeq and is a predicted model, not a curated record.
GGGGUUAAAAUAAAUAUUUAUGGACACGUUUAACCGUGUUCGGAUAUCACAACCGAAACUAUUCAGUUACUAAAAUAACUACUAGUUUGCCUUGCCUUUAGUAUUAAAUAAUAGCCGUGAUUUUGCGUCCUUCUAGUUUUAGUAUAAUUUUCCAGUUUGUGUAAACUCUGGGAAUGGUACAAUUGAUCAACAAUUUAUGGGCAGCUAGCUUACUUAGCUUUUGUCAGAGCUUGGAUUGAAACUUCUUUUAAUUAUUAGUUUUUAAAUACUAUAAUUCGUGUACAAACUACUUUACGGAAUGGAUAUUUUAAGAGACGAAGGAGUGCAUGAAUUGAAAUACAAACCCGGUGGUCGUUUGGACAUGACCCACGGCUUCCUUCACCAUAUCCGCAGGAACCAGAUUGCUAGAGAUGAUUAUGAUAAAGAAGUAAAGCAGGCUAAAGAGCUUCAGCGACGAAGGCACACAACAACCCCUAGAAGACCUCGUCGACCUGACAUCCAGGUGUACCAUCCUCGGCAAAGACGUGGGUCAGAGCCAGGAACCGGUGCUGAUCCUGAAGAGUGGAACGAGAGUGGGUCGAGCACAGAGACUGAAACCCACGGGACAGAACUCUUCUGGCUUGACUAUCAGGAGGACUCUGGAGUUAUUACUUCUUUCUUGGUGCACAAGGAGGAUAAGCCUGAGAAGGUGGUGGAGCUUGUCGCAGAGAAGAGCGUCCUGGAUGCCGCCAUGAGAGCUGCUCUGGAGGUUCGAAUUCGAAAGGAAAUUGAAAAAAGGCGAGACAACCGAUGAUAGGGGUUCACAAACAGCAGAUCGAAAAAACAAAGCUGUUGCAGUCGCAGUUAUGUGCUCAUGCUUUUGCAUGGUUUGAGCACAGUGAGGACCCUGCUGUCAUUUACAGUGACCGUUGGCAGAGGAGACCUGAAGACGAGCCGUAUGUUCGUUAAGAAGGAGAAGGAACACUUGGGUUAAUGUGUAGAUCAGCUGAACAUGUCCUAGGUUUUAUUUAUUUACAAACAUCUACUUUUUUGUUUCUUUAACAGAAAGGCAGGAAUGUUGUCAGAGGAGCAUCAGUUUAUGAGCAAUGUCUUGGUUCUGAAAAUGAGAAUUUUGUCUUGUAUAGUAGAUGAGUCCACAAGAAUGUGUUUAGGUGGUAACUCUGUUUUGUAGUUUUCACUUGUGUUAUUUAUUCUGAGUUGUGGAAAUUCCAUUAUUUUUGAUACAGUGAUACCUUUUGAAAGCUGAAUAAUAAGAAAAAAAUACAUGUACUUAAAAGCCAUUUAUGGUUUUCCAGUAGAGUCUGGCUAAUCUGCUCUGGGGCGGACUAAUCAUAAACUGUGAUUGUGCAUUCAUAUGAUCUGGGCAACAUUUUUGCAUGCUUUAAUUUUCUUCCGACCCUCUGGAAAACAUAAGCUCUGACUAAAGAGAUAUUCUGAGUUAGGUGAUUUAUGUGAAAUCCUCAGCAGGUGGCAGCAACAGACAGUUUUAUUACCUCUUUAUGAUGCUUCUUCUAUGUUGUCUUAUAUUAUUUCGAUAAGCUCUAAUUAAGUUUAGCUGUGUUUUUGUUCUGUAUAAAUCUUUGUUAUUCAAUAAAGAAUACAUCUUCCUUUA